Messenger RNA from Suricata suricatta (meerkat), 3699 nucleotides. RefSeq names its product tetratricopeptide repeat domain 39B (gene TTC39B). Gene Ontology annotation, biological process: regulation of cholesterol efflux; regulation of cholesterol metabolic process; cholesterol homeostasis. NCBI's taxonomy places the organism in Eukaryota, Metazoa, Chordata, Mammalia, Carnivora, Herpestidae. Gene Ontology annotation, molecular function: protein binding. The transcript is spliced from 21 exons. The record is from RefSeq and is a predicted model, not a curated record. Bases 344 to 2104 code for a protein of 586 amino acids.
CUGGCCCCGCCCGGGACCCGGCGGGAGCCCGGGGCCGCCCCGUUCCUCCCUCACUGGCGCUGGGCUGAGCCCCGAACGGAGAAACCUCGUAGGCUCCGAGCUCCCUAUUUAGUUUUUGGGUGGCUGCAGCCUGAGGAGGAACAUGGCGCUCGUAGGCAACGGAGCAGAGCUGGAGGCAGACGAGUAGAUUAGGUGGGGUUGACACCGGAGGACUGGAGUGCUUGACAUGUUAAGGCAUUGACGAGGUUCAUCGUACAGCCAUAAAAAUAGUAGCGGAGUAGACUAUGUACAGGACAUCUUUGAAGAUGCGUUGGAAACCAUCUCUGUGUUUUCUCGCACAGAUAUGGCAGCAAGCAGCCAACCCUUUGCAUCACUUGACACAAAACAGGCAGCUGGCCGGCCUGGGUCUUCUGCCACUGUGAGCAGGUCAUCAUCAAUGAAGGUGGAUCUCAAGUGUGGCCUAGAAGAAUGUUCAGUGGCAUUGAACUUAUUUCUAAGUAACAAAUUCACAGAUGCCUUAGAAUUGCUGCGACCAUGGGCUAAGGAGAGUAUGUACCACGCCUUGGGCUACAGUACUAUCGUGGUGUUGCAGGCCGUCCUGACCUUCGAGCAACAGGACAUCCAAAAUGGCAUUUCUGCCAUGAAGGAUGCGUUACAGACCUGCCAAAAAUACAGGAAAAAAUGCACAGUUGUGGAAUCUUUCUCAAGUCUUCUUUCUAGAGGAUCAUUGGAACAGCUGACUGAAGAGGAAAUGCAUGCCGAAAUCUGUUAUGCCGAGUGUCUCCUGCAGAAAGCAGCACUCACGUUUGUGCAGGAUGAAAAUAUGAUCAACUUCAUCAAAGGUGGACUAAAAAUUAGGACAAGUUACCAAAUAUACAAAGAAUGUCUUUCUAUCCUGCAUGUAAUUCAGAAGAACAAAGUUGAGCAGCAGUUCUUCUAUGAGUUUGAAGGGGGUGUCAAGCUUGGAAUAGGUGCCUUUAAUUUGAUGCUCUCCCUUUUACCAGCCAGGAUUAUCAGACUACUAGAAUUUAUAGGAUUUUCUGGAAACAGGGAGUUGGGGCUCCUGCAGUUACAAGAAGGCGCGUCGGGAAGAAGCAUGAGGUCCCCACUGUGCUGCCUAACUAUUCUAGCUUUCCACACGUAUAUCUCCCUGAUACUUGGUACAGGAGAAGUGAAUGUUCCGGAAGCAGAGAGUCUCCUUGCACCCUUCCUCCAGCAGUUUCCAAACGGCUCCCUCAUGUUGUUUUAUCACGCCCGGAUAGAGCUGCUGAAGGGAAAUGUGGAAAAGGCACAAGAGAUACUUCGAAAAUGCAUUUCAGUUCAAGAAGAAUGGAAACAGUUUCACCAUCUCUGUUACUGGGAGCUGAUGUGGAUUUCUGUGUUCCAACAAAACUGGAUGGAGGCAUAUUAUUAUUCUGAUCUGCUUUGCAAAGAAAGUAAAUGGUCCAAGGCAACAUAUGUAUUCUUGAAAGCUGCAAUUUUGAGUAUGCUUCCGGAGGAGGAUGUAGUAGCAACUAACGAGGAUAUAGUAACCUUAUUCAGACAGGUGGAGAGCUUGAAGCAGAGGAUUGCGGGGAAAUCCAUCCCUACUGAGAAGUUCGCUGUGAGGAAGUCCCGUCGCUACACCGCCUCGCUGCCUGCACCUGUGAAGCUCACCCUGCCUGCCUUGGAAAUGAUGUAUGUCUGGAAUGGUUUUCCAAUCGUGAGCAAGAGAAAAGACCUUUCUGAAAAUCUGUUGGUAACUGUUGAAAAGGCCGAGGCUGCUUUACAAAAUGAAAACGUGAGCGACUACUCUGUGGACGAUGAGUGCCUGGUGCAGCUGCUGAAAGGGUGCUGCCUGAAGAACCUGCAGCGGCCCUUGCAAGCCGAGCUGUGCUUCAACCACGUCCUCCAAAGUGAAAAGCUACUGAAGUAUGACCACUACCUAGUGCCGUUUACUCUGUUUGAGUUGGCCUUUUUGUACAAAAGCCAAGGGGAAAUUGACAAGGCCAUCAAGACCCUAGAAACUGCAAGAAACAACUACAAAGAUUACUCCAUGGAGUCCAGACUUCACUUCCGAAUUCAGGCAGCCAUUCACCUGUGGAAAAAAACUUCCUCAGAUUGAUCAGAACAUGAAGGAUGAACCAUUGGCAUCUGCUGUCUAUUAGACCUUGGAUUAAAGUGGAAAAGUGAUCUUGUGAACGAGAGACGAGAAACGAAUUUUAUUGUCAAUAUUUUCUAUCAUGUCUGUGAUUUACUGUUGAUCUGCAUAUAUGUUUUUUUUCCUAUGAGACAAUAUUCAAUAUUCAGUACUAUCUAGAAAAUUCUUAUAUUUUGCCUCUCCAAAAAGAAUUUCAUACUAGAUUUGAAUUGGAGAGUGAAGAAGUCUUUUAAAGGACUCACAAAAUAAUGAAGUCUAAUUAGAUUAUUUAUUUUUUUAAUGUGGUGAUUCAUGUUUAAGUAGCAAACGGCUUAUAAGUUGAGCCAUUUUUAGGUUUGUUGGUCAGAGAUAUUUUGUUUCCUCGUAUUUAAAUGUAAGAGGGGAAACAGAAAUCAUCUACAUUCAAAACAGAGUAACAAUAACCUACAGUCUCAUGAAUAAGACAAGCGGUGGGUGUGAGUAUGGACAGGAUAAUGUCCUCAAGAGGAGGAAGGGAACUGUAUCUAGAAAAGAUGGUGAAAUAUUAGAUUUUGCUAUGUUUUGUUUUUUAUUCUUCAUGUAAGUUAAAAGUAGUGAAAUUUUUGAGAGACUAUGUGUUGUUUGAAUGUACUUAAGUCUGUUAUAAAAACAAAAUUCAAAAAACUCUGUCUAAAGGGAAGAAAAGUCAUAUUUUAGAAAUUAUCCUCAACCUUAGCAAUGAGAGUCUACAAUAUAUAUAUGUUGAUUAUUUUUGUCUAUAGGAAGUAAAGUUUCUGCUGCUUUAAAUGAUAUGUAAAAUAUCAAUAAUUUUUAUACUCAUGAUGUUGGUGAGUAAGAUCUAAUUUUCUAAUCUCUCUAGCACUGUGAUGGUUCCUUGUACAUAUCUGGCCUUUGCUUCAUCCUCUAACUGGGAAACACAAUCAGGGCAGGAUGCGGAGGAGAGCCUGGCUCUGCUACUGAUUAGCAGUGACUGGGGUGACCUUUAGGAAGCCCCCUGCUCUCUGUAUCAGCAUAUUUUCCCCACCUGCGAAAUGGAAAAAGAACUGAUGUCUUUCCAGGUCUCUCUCAGUUUUAUAACGGUCAGUCGGUGCAUCCGGUAUUUUCAGCAAGCGAUGUCAAACUGUUCAACCCAAACUAUUACUACAAAGCGUGCGUCUUAUUUUGUGAUCAUCACUAUCUACGCCCCCGUCCCUCGUUUGUAUGUACUGGGGCUCAGGACAAGAUUGCAUCUGGGGUGAGGAAAAGCAGUUCAUGGGUCCAUACGUCAGGGUUUUGUCCUGUUUCUGUUCUGUUUUGAAGAGUAAGUUACAUGGAAGUCUCUGCAGUUUAACAGAAACAGCCCCAGACUGGGAGGCAGGAGCCCGUCUCUAUCAGUCGUUCCUUGACAUGGAGCAAGUCUAAUCCUUUCUGAGACUCAGUUUCCCCAGUGGGGAUAGCAACACAGUGCUUGGUGCUUGCGACGGUUCGAUUAGAGAAUGCAUAUGAUGGCUUUUUGUAAACUGUGAAAGGCUGUGUGACUGUGUGGGUUGCUGUAAUCAUUCUGAUUUUUACACACUGAUUACAAUAUCAGCACAAAACUA